Messenger RNA from Neofelis nebulosa (Clouded leopard), 972 nucleotides. RefSeq names its product olfactory receptor 8B3-like. Gene Ontology annotation, cellular component: membrane. The coding region runs from base 1 to 972 and encodes 323 amino acids. The transcript has 2 exons. The record is from RefSeq and is a predicted model, not a curated record. Gene Ontology annotation, molecular function: olfactory receptor activity; odorant binding; G protein-coupled receptor activity. Lineage: Eukaryota; Metazoa; Chordata; Mammalia; Carnivora; Felidae. Gene Ontology annotation, biological process: sensory perception of smell; G protein-coupled receptor signaling pathway.
AUGGAAGGAGAAUUUCUGAAGAGAAGAAUACUGGUUAGCAAUGAGUCCUUAGUGACUGAAUUUCUUCUUGCUGGCCUAACAGACCGUCCAGAGCUCCAGCAACCCCUCUUCUUCCUGUUUCUGGUGAUCUACAUUGUCACCAUGGUGGGCAACGUUGGCUUGGUCACUCUUGUUAGUCUAAAUUCUUACCUCCAUACCCCCAUGUACUACUUCCUCUUCAACCUGUCCUUCAUUGAUGUCUGUUACUCUUCCGCUGUCACCCCCAAGAUGCUGAUGAACUUUGUAUCAAGGGAGAAUAUCAUCUCCUAUGUUGGCUGCAUGACUCAGCUGUUUUUCUUUCUCUUUUUUGUCAUCUCGGAAUGCUAUAUGUUGACCUCAAUGGCCUACGAUCGCUACGUGGCCAUCUGUAAUCCGUUGCUGUAUAAGGUAACCAUGUCCCAUCAGGUGUGUGCCUUGCUGACUGUUGCUGCAUAUAUGAUGGGGUUUGCUGGAGCCUCUGCCCACACAGGGUGCAUGCUCAGACUAACCUUCUGCAGUGUCAAUGUCAUCAACCAUUACCUGUGUGAUAUUCUUCCUCUCCUCCAACUGUCUUGCAGCAGCACCUAUGUCAACGAGGUAGUAGUUCUGAUAGUCGUGGGAAUUAAUAUCACAGUACCCAGUUUUACUAUCCUAAUUUCUUACGUCUUUAUCCUCACUAGCAUUCUUCAUAUCAGAUCUGCUCAAGGACGAUCGAAAGCCUUCAGUACCUGUAGUUCUCACAUCAUUGCUAUUUCUCUUUUCUUUGGCUCGGCAGCAUUCAUGUAUCUUAAAUAUUCUUCUCCGGGGUCUAUGGACGUGGGAAAAAUUUCUUCAGUUUUCUACACUAAUGUGGUGCCCAUGCUUAAUCCCUUAAUCUACAGUUUGAGAAACAAGGAUAUGAAAGUUACAUUGUGGAAAGCACUGUUUAAAAUCCAAAGGAGAAACAUGUUCUGA